AUGUGGUCGUCGUGGAGCCGGCGGAAGCCAGCCGCCGGGCGGCUCACGCAUUCCCCGUCGUUAUCCUCGUCUGCCACGUCGCCGUCCAAAGAGCACAGCGGCAUCGGCUCCGUCCUUGACGAUGCGGCGGCACCCCCCGCCGGCGGAGGCAAGAUCGUCCUGCACCGCGUGCGGUCGUCGACCAAGCUACGGACGUGCAAGUCGUUCGCGGCGGCCGAGGAGGCAGCGGCGGCCGCGGUGGCGGCCGAGCGGCGUGUCGUGCUCUACUUCACCUCCCUACGAGCCGUGCGGCCCACGUUCGAGGCCUGCCGCGACGUGCGCGCCAUCCUGCGCGGCCUCCGUGUCGGCGUCGACGAGCGGGACGUGUCCAUGGACGCGGCGUUCCUCACCGAGCUCCGCGCGCUGAUGCGGCGGGACCAACCGCCGCUGCCGCAGCUAUUCGUCGCCGGACGGCUCGUCGGAGACGCGGAUGACGUGCGCGCGCUGCACGAGAGCGGGGAGCUCCGGCGCGUCGUGGCCGGGGCGCCGCAACUUCCACCCACGCCGUGCGCGUCCUGCGGCGGCUCGCGGUUCGCCCCCUGCGUCGCGUGCGGCGGCAGCCAUCGCUGGUUCAGCGAGAAGACUAGGGGGUUCCGUGUCUGCGCAGCGUGCAACGAGAACGGCCUCGUGCGGUGCACCGCAUGCUCCCGCGGCUGA
Triticum turgidum subsp. durum (durum wheat) is the source of this 696-nucleotide messenger RNA. NCBI's taxonomy places the organism in Eukaryota, Viridiplantae, Streptophyta, Magnoliopsida, Poales, Poaceae. The record is from the annotation of a GenBank genome assembly.